This is a messenger RNA of Chroicocephalus ridibundus (black-headed gull), 2772 nucleotides long. RefSeq names its product solute carrier family 23 member 3 (gene SLC23A3). NCBI's taxonomy places the organism in Eukaryota, Metazoa, Chordata, Aves, Charadriiformes, Laridae. Bases 452 to 2311 code for a protein of 619 amino acids. The record is from RefSeq and is a predicted model, not a curated record. Gene Ontology annotation, biological process: transmembrane transport. The transcript has 12 exons. Gene Ontology annotation, cellular component: membrane. Gene Ontology annotation, molecular function: transmembrane transporter activity.
UAAGGACUGCGUGGGUGAUGCUGGACUGGGUGGGCAGGAGGUGUUCUGCUGGGGAGGAACAAGCAGGGGCAGGGCACACUGGAGCUGGAGGAUGCUCUUGGUGGAGAUGCUCCAAGCACAUGAAGGAAGAGGCGUUUGUGCUACUCUGUCCCUGCCUGGUGUACAAGAGGCAGAGAUGAGACCUGGACUGUGGGCAGUUGGCACUGUAACAGCAUCUGGUGUCCUGGCCAUGAGUGGCUUGUCACCUGGCCCUUGCGGUGACAACCCAGGUUGCAUUCCUGGCCACAAGGGCAGGUUACUCACCAACUCAAGUUAAUGGCUAACCCUGGGGCAGCUCCUGCGGAAGGUGGAAGUUCAGCCGUGUGAGGGCUGUGAGGAGCCCUUUGUGGGAGUGGGAGCCUGCCCACCCCCUCCGCACCGUAAACUGGGAGCAGUGCGGGGAGGCAGCAGCAUGAAUGGGGGCCACCGUGGAGUGCCUGGUGCCAGGAGCCCUGCGCUCGCAUCCUGCUUCCCACGGAAGAUGUGCUCCUGGAUGCUGAGCUGUUGCUUUGCCCUUCAGCACCUGGCCGUGCAGACCUCUUUGCUCUGCAUCUUCUACCUCCUACUGCUGCCCACCCUGCCUGAGGAGCUGCCCCAGGCCACCAGCGAGCUGCUGGCACGCAGCCUCUUUGCCUGCGGCAUCUCCACAGUGCUGCAGACCACCCUGGGGAGCCGGCUGCCGCUGGUUCAAAUCCCAUCCUUCGAGUACUUGGUCCCUGCCAUGGUCCUGGGCUCCCACCUCUCCCUCAGUGCCAGCAUGGACAGGAACGGCACGGCUGUGGCCAGUGCAUGCCCUGCACCGCACUGCACCGUCGCAGGGAGCCAGGCUGCCUCACUGCGAGAGGUCUCUGGAGCUGUGCUGGUCUCUGGGCUGGUUCAGCUGGUGCUGGGAGUGUCUGGUGUGUCUGGGUGGGCAGCCCAGCGCUGCGGGCCCAUGGUCCUGGCCCCCAGCCUCUCCAUCAUUGGGCUGUCCGCAUACAAGGAGGCUGCUUUCUUCUGCUCCACUAACUGGGGGAUAGCGCUGCUGCUCAUGCUCCUCGCUGUCACCUUCUCCCAGCACCUGGGGUCCUGCCGCCUGCCCUUCUGCGCCUGUCCCCAGGCUCAGAGGGGCUCCAUGGAGCCAUCUGUCCCCACCCUGCGCACGUUCUCGGUACUGCUCCCGUUUGCUAGUGUCUGCAUCGUCUGUGCCAUCCUCAGCCACCUCCACAUCCCCUGGGAAUCGCUGGACCUGGCCAUGGCACAGCUGUCCUGGGCCAACAGCACCUUCCAUGCCCCUUGGCUCCGCAUCCCCUAUGCAGGUGAGUGGGGGUGGCCGCUGCUCACCCCCCAGGCGCUGGCAGUGGGCAUCGCCAUGGCCAUCGGAUGCAGCAUGAACUCGGUGGGCUGCUACGUGCUGUGUGGGAGGCUGCUGCGAGCCCCCCGGCUGCCCCCCCACGCCUGCAACCGGGGGCUCUGCAUGGAAGGGCUGGGCAGCCUCCUGGCAGGGCUGCUGGGCACCCCGGGGGGCACGGCUGCCAGCAUCGCCAAUGCCUGUGCCAUCGGCUUCACACAGACUGGCUCUCGCUUCUCGGUGCAAAUAAGUGCGCUGGUGUGUGUGGUGCUGGGCACGUCCCCGAGGCUGGCAGGGCUCCUCACCCGCAUCCCGCUGGCCAUUCAUGGUGGGGUCCUCUGUGUCACCUACGCUGUGGCUGUGGGCACGGGCAUCUCCUACUUCCAGUACGCGGACAUUGACUCAGGGAGGAACAUCUUCAUUGUUGGCUUCGCCAUGUUCAUGGCGCUGCUGGUGCCACGGUGGCUCGGCGCGGCUUCGGCUCACCUGGCCACAGGCUGGGUGCCCCUGGACCUCCUCUUCCUCUCCCUGCUCAUGGUGCCUGUCUUCUUAACUGGCUUCUUGUCAUUUUUCAUGGAGAACACAGUCUCAGGAACCCUGGAGGAGCGAGGGCUUCUCUCUGACCUGUCGCUGAGGAAAGCUGGGCCAGGGUCUCACCGCCACCCCUGCGGAGAGAGGGAUGAAGCCAGCCAGGUGUAUGGGCUCCCUGCUGGACUGAGGAGGCUGAUGCCAUCAUCCUGCAAAGCCUUCCCCUGCUGCUUCCUCUGCCCGGGGAGCGAGGAAGAGGAGGAGGAAGGGGAGGAGAGUAGCCGUGCCUCUGAGGAGGGGACUGCUGCACCAGGGGAAGGGACACAACUGCUCCCCAGACCUGGCUCAGGGGAGCAGCAGCCACCCACGAGGCCAAGUGAGAUGGAGAUGUCCACGUGGCACACUGAGGCCUGACCCCACAGUGUGGGGACACCUCAUGGAGAACCAGGGCUAUGCCCCCAAGGCAGCUUGCAAGCCACUUUGCUCCUCGUUUCUGAAGCCCACAUCGACUGGGGGGGCCCUGCACUUCUACACUCCCAGCACAAACCUCAUUUCCCUGCUUGGGAGCAAGCUAUAAAAACCUUGAACCACCUCUGCCCUUUCCCGGGAUUUCCUUUCCAGCCAGGAUUUACCUGGGAGUUGCCAGGCACCCUCCCGUGGUGCCCUGAGGACUGUGACCAUGGAGGGUGUGGCCACCUGGUGCCACUGCAGCUGGGGCUGUGGGUGCCCCUUAAGCCCACCAUCACCCCAUGGAGGUGGCUGGGGAAGAGCUCGGUGCUUUGGCCAGCCCCAAAGGGCAGUUGCCCCAGUCUCUGCCCACCUGCCGGCACCAUACUCAGGAAGGGCUGGCUGUCCCCCUCCUCACUGCCUUAUCC